Messenger RNA from Dromiciops gliroides (monito del monte), 889 nucleotides. RefSeq names its product NADH:ubiquinone oxidoreductase subunit AB1 (gene NDUFAB1). The transcript has 5 exons. The record is from RefSeq and is a predicted model, not a curated record. NCBI's taxonomy places the organism in Eukaryota, Metazoa, Chordata, Mammalia, Microbiotheria, Microbiotheriidae. Gene Ontology annotation, molecular function: acyl binding; acyl carrier activity. Gene Ontology annotation, biological process: fatty acid biosynthetic process. The coding region runs from base 39 to 518 and encodes 159 amino acids. Gene Ontology annotation, cellular component: mitochondrion.
ACGGUGAAGGGCGCGUUGCACUCUGGGUCGGCGUAGCCAUGGCGGCCCGUGUCCUCUCUGCUUGUGUCCGGCGCCUACCCGCGGCCUUGGCGCCGCCGUCCGGGCCCCGGGCCCCCGCGCUCACCUUGGUGCGGCCGCUGGGCUUGGUCCCGUGCGCGGCGGCGGGGCGGCGGCGGAAGGCCGCUGCGGCGGUUCCUGUCCCUGCACACAUGCAGGUUUCUGGGUUAUCCCUACAGUUGAGCCGCCAGUAUAGUGACAUGCCCCCUCUGACACUGGAGAGCAUUAAGGACCGUGUCCUCUAUGUCUUGAAACUAUAUGAUAAGAUUGAUCCAGAAAAGCUUUCAGUAUCUUCCCACUUCAUGAAAGACCUGGGCUUGGAUAGUUUGGACCAAGUAGAAAUUAUAAUGGCCAUGGAAGAUGAAUUUGGGUUUGAAAUUCCUGAUAUAGAUGCUGAAAAGUUAAUGUGUCCACAAGAGAUUGUAGAUUACAUUGCAGAUAAGAAAGAUGUGUACCAAUAAAGUUUUUUUUUUUUUAAAUCAAAAAACUCAGAUGAUCCCAGCGAGUGUCUGAAUGUGAGAACACAUUAUGAGACCAUUGCUGCUGUUGUCAGAGUAUUUCUGUUGGAACUAUAUUUAAAGUUGUCUAAAUAUGUGUUGGCCUUUAAAAAAUAAAUAUAUAAAGUCAAUAUUCUCAGGCUUUUUGCAUAUAGAGUACUGCCUUUAUAUUAAUUCUGUUUAAUGUUUAAAAGAGAUCUCAUUGUUAAAAGAACCUUUAUGUCAGAUGAAAGGGCCUUUUCUGGAAUUAAACAUUGGAAUUGGUUCCCAAACUCAUGUUUUCUCUUUAGUACGACCAUCCCUCUCUGAAUAAACAUGCAGGUUUUGCUUCCUUU